Zonotrichia albicollis (white-throated sparrow) is the source of this 3366-nucleotide messenger RNA. It is a transcript of the gene LRIT1, whose product is annotated as leucine rich repeat, Ig-like and transmembrane domains 1. NCBI's taxonomy places the organism in Eukaryota, Metazoa, Chordata, Aves, Passeriformes, Passerellidae. Gene Ontology annotation, molecular function: protein binding. The record is from RefSeq and is a predicted model, not a curated record. Gene Ontology annotation, cellular component: endoplasmic reticulum membrane.
AAUAAGCACCUUCAUGAAAAUAACUCAAGUCCCCAUCCUUAAUCCCUGCCUAUCCUUUUUUAUCUGAUGGACUCAGCGAGGGCUGGAAGAUCACAGUGUGGCUGAAAACAAAAGGGAGUUAACAAGAUGUGACCGGCCGAUGGACAGAACAAUAGGCGAAGCCCUGCACGCAGCCUAGCCCAGGUGUGCCCAUGCCCAGGUGCCAUGCGGCUGGCGGUGACUCUGCUGUGCUGCUGGGCGCUGGCGGGGCUGCCCCGGGCCGCCGGCUCCUGCCCCUCGCAGUGCAGCUGCGCCUUCCACAGCCUCGGCGACGGCACCAAGGCCAGGACAGUGCUGUGUAAUGACCCAGAGAUGACCCUCCCUCCUGUGAACAUCCCUGUUGAUACAAGCAAGCUUCGGAUAGAAAAGACAGCGAUCCGCAGGGUGCCAGGAGAGGCUUUCCACCUGCUCCACAACCUGGAGUACCUCUGGAUGCCCUAUAACUCCCUGGGCAGCCUCAGCAGCAUCACCUUCAAGGGCCUUCGUCGUCUGCAGGAGCUGAGGCUGGAUGGGAACAACCUGAUCUCAUUCCCCUGGGAGAGCCUGGCUGGCAUGCCCCAGCUGAGGCUCCUGGAUUUGCACAACAACGAACUCACCUCAGUCCCCCCAGAUGCUGCUCGUUAUGUCAGGAACAUCACAUACCUGGAUCUGUCCAGCAAUAAGCUGAUGACUCUUCCUCAGGCUCUCAUUGCCACCUGGGCCAACCUCCAGGCUGUUCCCUACUUCCCCAAUGACAACUCCAAGAUCAUCCUAGGUUUGCAAGACAAUCCUUGGGUGUGUGACUGCAGUCUGUACGAAAUGGUGCAUUUCCUAAAUUUCCAGUCUCCUAACAUAGCCUUCAUUGAGCCCAGGCUGAAAUGCUUCACCCCCAGGAGCCUUGCAGGAGUCUUCUUCAGCCAGGUGGAGCUGAGGAAGUGCCAGAGCCCCGUGGUGCACACGUCUGUGGCCAAGGUGAAGACCAUCCUGGGCAGCACGGUGCUGCUGCGCUGCGGCACCACGGGCGUGCCCAUCCCCGAGCUCAGCUGGAGGAGAGCUGAUGGGGCUCAGCUGAAUGGCACAGUUCACCAAGAGAUUUCCAGUGAUGGGAUGAGCUGGUCUAUCCUGGGCCUGCCUGUAGUCUCUUACCUUGACUCUGGAGAGUACAUCUGUAAAGCAAAGAAUUUCCUGGGGGCAACAGAGGCCUUCAUCUCGCUCAUCAUCACAGACUCAGAAAGCACGGAUGACCCUAACUCUAGUGCCAAAGGCACGUGGAAUGGCAAGGCCAGCGGGAUGGAGGCAGCUGCCUACAAUGACAAACUGGUGGCCAGGUACGUUAUCACCACCUCCACCGUGCCCACGCUGGGGGCUGGGGCGGGCACCGGAGACAGCGUCCUCCUCCCGGACACGGCUCAGGACAGCAACCCCCAGAACCUGCUGGUGAGCCCCACCAUGGGCCAGCAGGAGCCAGAGAGGAUGGUGAGGUCUGUCAGGGUCAUAGGGGACACGGACCAGAGCAUCACCCUGGCCUGGAAGGCGCCUAUGGCAAAGAACACCACGGUGUUCAGCGUCCUUUACGCCGUCUUUGGGGAGAGGGACAUGCGGCGGAUCAACGUGGAGCCAGGCAAAACCAAGGUCACUCUGUAUGGGCUGCUGCCAAAGACCAAGUACAUCGUGUGCGUCUGUGUGAAAGGGCUGAUCCCCAGGAAGGAGCAGUGCAUCAUAUUUUCCACAGACGAAGUGGUCAGUGCAGGAGGGACGCAGAAGCUCAUCAAUGUGGUUGUCAUCAGCGUGGCCUGUGUCAUUGCUGUUCCUCUGACCCUGGUGGUCUGCUGCGGAGCCCUGAAACGGCGCUGCAAGAAAUGCUUUGUGCGCAAGCCCAAGGACGCGCAGGAAUCGUACGUCACCUUCGAGAGCCUGUCCCCUGGGGCCAAGGCCAAGGGCGUGGAGGGAGAGUACCUGACCAGGCACACCCCUGACGAGUCCAACAGGCUGCUCUCUGCCCGCUCCAGCGUGGACUCGGAAGCCAUACCAAAGAUAGAGGGACAGCCCAAUGAAUACUUCUGCUGACAGUACCUAGGCUGGCUGUCAGCUCGCCCAGGGGGAAGGGGGUGGCUGUUCUGUGACUCUGCUCCAGCCCUGCACACCACCCUGUCCAUGCUUCUGUCUCUGACACGUUCUGGAAGAGGAUGCAAGAAGACAGACAGUGCCCAAGCUUUACAGAAACAUGUUGCUCACACCACUUGGGGUUGGCUGCUUUGUACACAGUCAAAAGCUUCUCCGAUAAUGGCCUCGUUGUCCUGGACCACCUUUUUUUAGGUUUUUUUUUCUUUUUCCUGUCAAAUGAAGUGUGCACACUAAGUGUAAGGACAUUAAGAAACAUUUCUGAGUGUGCUCUGGUUGGUAUUGUUUAGGACCUGCUCUGCAGUAUGCUAUGUAUUUUAAUCUCAGCUCUUUUGAUGUUCUUUUCGUUGACAAGCCAAGGGAGUAUUUAGUAAUUUUAAUAAAAACUUAAGAAGGUGAAGAUUGAGAGUCUCACCUUUUACAUCCCCCAUGUUUGCAUGAAACAUGCAGCUAGAUCCUUAAUAGAUCACUAAAUAGAGAUGUACAGCAACCCUUUCUAAUAUGUCCAACAUAAUUACAACUCUAUGCUCUGAAUUCAGAGAAAUGUGCAAAGGAGAUAGAAGUGAAGAGACAAAACCCAAUCCACUCCAAAAACUGCAUAAUAGAGAGCAUUUGCUGAUUGCAUUUUGGGCCUAAACUCUGUUCUAAAGAUAUGGAACAAUAGCAAAGGUCUUUCAGUAUCAGUCCUAGCUGGCAUUCUAUGUCUGUAUUGUAAUUAGUAGAAUAUGUUUUAUACCUCGUGUGCUAGAUUACAAUCAUACAGCAGCCUACUCUGCACAUUGUGUGUGGUGGUGUAAUGCUUUGCAAUCGUACUGGAAAACCUACAUUAGACAGUUUUGCAAAAAUCUCCAGCUCUGUCACUGCUGCCUGUACUCCUGGCAAAACUGAUGGUGAAGGCCCACAUGAUCAGCCAGGUAAUUGUGACCUGGUCAUGGAAAGAAGUUGCUCUGUACAGAGCAGGAGAAAGUGAUGUGGUGUGAGACCACUGGCCAUGCACACAUCAGCCAUUCCUGAUUAUGCUCUCAGUGGUAGCAGACGCUCAAUGAAGUCUUUUUGGGUUUCAAACAUUUUACAAAUUCAAGGACCCUGAAAAAAACCUGUCCAAUAUUAAUCUAAAUGCACUUUCAUAGUCAGGGUGAACUGAUCAGUCAUUUAAGUUCUGCAGCUUCAUUGGAAUUUGAAUCUGAGUGCUUAUCACAAACUAAUUCCCAGAUGUGUAAUUUUCCA